Cylicocyclus nassatus is the source of this 1674-nucleotide messenger RNA. NCBI's taxonomy places the organism in Eukaryota, Metazoa, Nematoda, Chromadorea, Rhabditida, Strongylidae. The record is from the annotation of a GenBank genome assembly.
AUGGUUGAUUUCCAGGAAACCUUGGAGAUUACGCCGAAACUGUUUUUGGAUUAUGCUACCCUGAUGGAAUACGUCGAAAAAUCGGAGAAAGUUGCUGUGAACUGCACACAGUUAGUGUGUGGUGUUUGUGCAGGCAUAAUUCUACUGCGGAUAGCUCGAUUUCUGCCUUUAUUGUUCAAUUUCUACUCACUUCUGUUAUUUCUUGUGCCUUACCUUUUCUACGAAUUAAUCCACAAAAGGCGACGGUUACCUCCUGGUCCAACACCAUGGCUUGUAGCUGGCAAUAUGCCAGCUUUUCUCUUCUCUUCCUCCAUAGAUGAUCUCUUCCAGUCGUGGAAGGCUAAGUAUGGUGGUGUAUUCACCAUAUGGAUUGGUCCUAUUCCAUUAGUGAUGGUCAGCGACUUGGCGUCCAUUAAGAAAUAUUUUGUACAGAAUGCCGAAUUAUUCAGUAAUAGAUGGCGAAACCAUGUCACGGACACCUUUAUGGGUGGAGCAAACGGCGUCGUACAAAUUGAUGGUCCAAAAUGGAGGGAACAACGACGAUUUUCUCUUCAUGUUUUGAGAGAUUUUGGCGUUGGACGAGCUUUGAUGGAAGGAAAAAUUAUGGAUGAGGUAAACGCCUUUGCCACUUAUCUUCGCGAGAACCAAGGACGAGUUACAAUGAGUAGUCCUAUAGCUGUUUGCGUUGGAAAUGUUAUCAACAAUAUGCUUUUCGGGAUGCGAUUUCCUCAGGGCUCAGCUGAAAUGCAUCAUCUUCAUUCGCUUCUGGACCAACAAUCAAGACUUGUGAUAAAUCCUAUAAUGGGUCUUUACAUCGCUGCUCCAUGGACCACAGACAUUCCUCUGUUGAACGGAAAAUGGGCUGAUUUGAUGGCUAUUCGCCAGCAGCUUUACGAUUUUCUUCAGAAACAGAUCGAUGACCAUAGAUUGAGGCUUGCUCGUGGCGAAGCGGUUGAAGAUGAUUUUACAUUCACUUAUAUGCGAGAAAUGGAAAAUCGACGACAAACUGGCAGUGAUAUGGGCUAUUUUGACGAUUGGCAGAUGAAAAUGCUAUUGUUGGAUCUGUUCUUUGCUGGCAUGGAAACUACUGUGACUACACUGAAAUGGGGUUUCCUCAUGGCUGCUUGUCAUCCAGAAAUUCAACGUAAAGUACAAGAAGAACUCGAUAAUCAAUGCAUGGGUAGUAGAGUGACUCUGGCUGAUCGACCUCGUUUGCCUUACACUCAGGCUGUGAUAAAUGAAAUCCAGCGCUUUGCCAAUAUACUACCUAUAAAUUUGCUUCGAACUGUCGCUGAAGACGUUUCCAUCGAUGAUUAUCACUUUCCCCAAGGAACUCUGGUGAUUCCGCAAAUCUCGAUCCUCAUGAAUGAUGAGUGCAUCUUUCCCGAUCCGAAACGUUUUCGUCCAGAACGGUUUCUUGAUGAGAACGGAAAACUCCGUCGAAUCGACGAAUUUCUUCCUUUUUCCGUUGGAAAACGUCAAUGUUUGGGAGAAUCGUUGGCCAGAGCAGAGCUGUUUCUGAUAUUCAGCAAUCUUCUGAAGCAGUUUGAGUUUAGAGCCCCACCAGGGAAAGAGCUGUCCACAAAGCGAUUGCUAGGGUUGACUGUGUCUCCUCCAGUCUAUGAGUGUAUAGUGAAUACACGGAAACGAGACGAAAAUUAUAAUCUUGUCUGA